Messenger RNA from Spinacia oleracea (spinach), 2083 nucleotides. RefSeq lists its product as uncharacterized. The transcript has 7 exons. The record is from RefSeq and is a predicted model, not a curated record. Bases 127 to 1269 code for a protein of 380 amino acids. NCBI's taxonomy places the organism in Eukaryota, Viridiplantae, Streptophyta, Magnoliopsida, Caryophyllales, Amaranthaceae.
AUAUAUAGUACGAGAUGACUUAUCGCAAGAGGGUUAGAUCUGCUGCUAAAACAGAUGGUACACAUGGUCCAGAUACCGCACAUACCUCAUCUUUGAGGGAAGAGGCAUCACAACCCACCAAAAAACAUGCUAUUGAACCACAAUCAUCUCAGGUUUCUUCUAUUACAUACUACUGCUGUCAAAUUUGGACCGUUUUCUCCACAAGGUACACUUACAUCAGUGGUUGCACCUCCAUGUUCGAGUACUUCAAAAAGUGCAUUGCAAACCGAAGACAUACUUGGAGCUAUAUGGAAAAGGCCACCUACUUCCUUACCAUCAAGUUCACUUAUGGCAGCAACUAAAAAUAAAGUCCUACCUAAGCUUUCAUCCACGAUCUCACCUGAAGUUCCGACUAGUAUUCCACCUUCUAAUACAUCAAAAUCACAAAAACACCCUUCUACUUCCUCUGGUCAUGUCCCACCUCGUAUCUCGCCUGCUAGUCAUAUCACACCUAAUAUGCCACCCAAUAUGCCACCUAUUAUCCCACCUUCUACUCAUAUUAAACCAUCCUCAAGAGCUUCUCAGAACAAUCAACAACAAAACAAUAAUGAAAAACCAAAAGAGAACUCAACAAAAUCGAAGUCCCUAAGGGUGAAGUCAUAUCCGGAUUGGCCUGUAGAUAUAGAUUUUGAUGACAAGGAGGAGGUUUUGACCAUUGAUGCGAAGCGUAAUGUUAAACUGGUGAGUGGUUCUAUUCAAACAAUCGACGUCUGGAGUAACAACGGCGUCAAAUACUAUGUUGAAUUCAAUGAUCUUUACCAACCGCUUAGGAAAGGUGGCAAAAUGUUGGUCAGAUUCAUCGGUAGUAUUGCAAAGGUAGAGGAAUACUGUCCACUUGGAGAAGGGGAGUGGCCUGAUAUCGAUGCAGAUGUAAAAGCUAAGAUGAUAGAACAGAUAAGAGAUCGCUUUGUUAUUCCUGAUCAUCCGGAAUAUAACAAACAAAUCCUAAAGCGUGCCAAUAAAAGUUGGAGGCAGUAUAAACACUCUCUUAAGAUGACUUACUACAAACCAGAUGAGAAAACACUCGCUCAGAUGUGCGAUGUGCCACGACAUGGAAUUAGCAGUGCUCAAUGGAGAAAGUUGGUUAAGUAUUGGGCUUCGGAUAAAGGGCAAAAACUUUCAGAAUAUGGAAAGGCUGCACGGGCCGCUCAAAAUCAAUUUCAUAGAUCUGGUUGUAACAGCUAUGCGAAUCAACAAGCUGAUUAUGAAGACGAGCAUGGAAAAAAAUGAGCUUAUUAGCCCUUUGGAUAAAGUCUCAUUCCGGCAAGGACGGGACCUUUCUUCCAGGCACAGCCACUGAAGAUUUUGUGGAUGAUGCACAAGCUAAGAUUGAAAUGUUGAAGACUGUAGACCCUACCAAGCCAGAACAAGAACUUGAAAAUGCAGCUUUUGAGGACACUAUGCAUGGUGGACAGAUUCCCGUACGCCCUGUAGGGUAAGGACUUGGAGUUCGAAAGAGCGACGUUUACGGGGUGCAUGGUAUGCUAAGGAGGCAAGGGUAUGGGAAAGUUCGAGAGAGGACCGUGGUGAUGGAAAGUGUGAAAGAAGACGUGUCAUCUCUCAGCAAGAAAAAUGAAACACUUGAGAAGGAAAAUGGAAAGCUGCAAGCCCAAGUUAAAGAGAAUAGUUUUCUGCUUAGAACUCUUAUUGGAAAAUUUGCUCAACUUGUAGGUCAAGUUCGUACAGGAACUGCUUCAACAGAAUCUCUACGUUUAGCACAACAAGUCUUGUCCAUGUCACACAGUAGGGUCGUCCAACGUAAUGAAGGUGCAACGAAAGAAUGAAGCAGUCUGGGACACUCAAGCUUCAUAUUAGCUACUACAAACAAUCAUCUAGAUCCUAUUUAUAUAGUUGGUUAUUCUAAUAGGCUUUAGUUUUUUUACUAUGGAAAUUAGUUUUCUAGGCUUUAGUUUCUUUUAAAUUACUAUGGUUUUGAGUUUUCUAGGCUUUAGUUUCAUUUACCUACUACGAACCAUCUUCUAUAAUAUGAAUUUGUACGCGCGUACUUAUUAUUAGAAUCUAGUUAAUUAGUAACAUGUAUGUA